AUGCGCGCAUUUCGUCUUCCGUUACGGUUUUUCCUGAAACGAGCCGGUACUGUGAUCACAAAAUAUUCCCGACCAGCGCUGAGAAGUGAAGUGCUCGGACGUGGUUUAACGCUUUGGGGACGUGUUGUUAUCAGGCCACUUGCAUUGGCAACUUAUCAGAAGCAAUGGAAACGUGAAAAUGUUCUGGGUGUUAAUAGGCGAAAUUUUUCGCUGCUGAGGGUGUGUACAAGUCGAGAAGUCCCAGAACGAAUCAAGGUCUUUUUUUUCGAGAAAUUUUUGCGAUUUUGA
This is a messenger RNA of Gongylonema pulchrum, 288 nucleotides long. The record is from the annotation of a GenBank genome assembly. Lineage: Eukaryota; Metazoa; Nematoda; Chromadorea; Rhabditida; Gongylonematidae.